UCCAGAUUUGUGAUUGUGACAGGUGUUGUAGUUUUAAAAGGGUUUCAGUUAUCAAAAAAUUAUUUUAUGGAAUGAAAUGCAAAAAAUUGUUUCACCAUAUAUGCAUGACUAAGUUCAUCAUUUAAUAAAGAGUUUCGUUACUUUGAGAAUUAAGAUUUGUUGGUAUUUUUAUUGCCAAUCCCGAAUUUUUUAAUUUCAAUAAUGGGGAAUUUAUGGGGAAAAUUCAGGAAAAAAGCUACAACAUAUGAACAGCUUGAAAAAUUGGAUUCCCAGAUAAAAGAAAUUGAAGAAUUUGGAGUAACAACAGAACUCAAACAGCGAAAGGUUGCUGGACGUUUUAUGCUUGUGUCGGUAUUUUUGUAUUUAGUAGCAGCUUUAAUAUUUUAUUUCUAUCUGUUCCCAGAGGAUAUAUAUCAUAGGAUACUUUAUAUUGUUCCCCUGAUAGCAUCCCCUUUGAUAAUUAUUUUCAUAAAAAGAGUGUUGACUUGGUGGUAUAAUAGGAAAUUGAAAAGAAAUCAUGAAAAGCUAUCAUUACUACGAAAGAAGAAACAGGAAAUACUGGAUAAUGUUAUGGAGACAGAGACCUACAAGGUGGCAACAAAAAUAUUGGAAAAAUUUGCUCCAGAUGAAGUCAUUAGUAGAAAAUCUCAUAAUGGAAAUUUUGAAACACCAAAGAAAGAUUCCUUCAUUAUUCCCUCAAAACCAUUUCCAGUUGGUUUACGUCAAAGAGCAUUGAUGCAAACAGCCGAAAGGGCAUCAGAAUCUAUGAUGGGAAAGUCAGUGAAAUCUGAUAUAAAUAAAUUUCCUGAAAAUCCAAUGGUAAUGAGAUCUAUUACUCCCAGACCAGUGAAUAAUAGAACCUUACCAAAUGAUAAUUUCAAUUUUGGUACAAAUCUCUUAUCAUCUACUCCUAAACUACCUAUGGUUAGAUCGUUACUUCCUCGAGAACGAUCAGCUUUUGAUAAACUUGUAGAUUUCUUGGUAGGAGAUGGACCUUCAAAUAGAUAUGCUCUGAUAUGUCAGAAAUGUUUUAGUCAUAAUGGUAUGGCAUUGAGGGAAGAAUUUGAAUAUUUGAGUUUCAAUUGUUGUUAUUGUCAUCACUUCAAUCACGCACGAAAACAAAAACCUCCAGCUCCGAAACUGGGUGCUGGGAUGAAUACCAUUGUAAAAUCCUUGAAAGAAGCAGAUACUUCUGAUUCUGAAAAAAAUUCAUCUAGUUCAGAUUCUGAUACACAAAUCGUUCAAAGUAAAGAGGAUGAUGAACCCCAAGAGCAAACUACUCCAGUUUCCAGUGUGCCAGUUGUAGUGAAUGAAGCUUCAACUAUAGAAGAAAUGGAUGUGUCAGAAAUUCCAGAAAGUUCAUAGCUAAGUACAUCAAUUAAGACUAUGGAGUAAACUUCUUUUUGUGAAAUUGUGAAAUAUAUUUUUAUACUUUAUAGUCUACUUUUCAGACUAAGGAAGGGAAGGGAAGAUGCUAUUUGAAAUAUAUGAAUGGAAUCAAUGGAAACAAUGAGGAUUUUUCUUGUAUAACAAGAAUGAUUAUCAAUUAAGAUCUAAUAUUUUAUUUCUUUAAUUUAUUCUUUUUGUUUAUUUAUUAAAAAUCUAAUAUUGCUCAACUGAAUCGUGUAUUCUCCUUGAACAUACAACAAAUAUCUAAAUGUAUGUUUUUAUAAUUAUAUGGAAAGAAUUGAUUCAAAACCAAAAUUUAAUUUUAAUUAGUUCUUAUUCUGAAUAUUUCUAUUUGAAAUAUUUGAUACAAAAAUAGCACAAUGCAACUCUUUUUUCUAUGUCAAACUUCUAAGCUUCCAAUGCGUUAUUUUUCAUUCAAUAAAUUCCAACUAUAACAUAACAAAUUUCUUGAGAGUUGAUAUUUUCCUUGAUAACUAUGUUAUAGUUUCGUUCCAACAUGUUUGAGAAUCGGUUACGAACUGAGUAGAGUGUGGGCUUAUUAAAAUUUGGAACUCCAAUUUCGAUACAUGGACAUUCUGUCCAGUUCGGAAUCAAUUCUCAUACAUUGGAACACAACUAUUAUAUUAAUUUGAUAAUUUUUCUGGAAAAUCAGUCUCUACCUGCUGGGCUGUAUAGGGAUACAGCCCAGCAGGUAGAGACUGAUUUUCCAGAAAUAACAUAGGGAUGUUAUUUCACGUAUAAUUUUUUAUGUAUAUUUUGAAAAAUGUGUACACUGUUUUACUGGUUUACUUUUUUUUCUGUUAAGACUGAUGAACAAGUAGUUCAAAAUUUAUUUCUUUUAAUGACGACAAACUAGAUAAUUGAAUUUGUCAUGUUUGGAAAUGUGAUUGUAAUGCAUGACUAUUCUCGAAAAAAGAAACUAUUUGAAACAUAUGGGCAUGGACUUUUGAAUAAUUCUGCAUCCACAACUUUGGUGUGUGCCAAAUUUAAUUUUUUUGAAAUUAUAGUGUUUCAUCAAAUAAUUCCCUUGGUAGAUUCAGAGCUUUGAAUUGAACUGCAAGAACAUACUAGUUUUCAUCAUUAAAUAAAAUCUAAUAACUCGGAAGGAAUUUUGUUCAAGUAAAAAUUCUUCAUGAGUGAACGAUUUACGAUCUUGUCUUUUAGAUUGAUUUAAAAAGAAUCAUGGCUCUGUAGCAAAAGGUGCAUAGAUUAUGUUUCAGUUGUUCAUCAAAUAGAUUAUGAAAACUUCAACCUAGAACUCGAUCAUCAUGUCCCACAUGUUUGUAAUGCACUUAGAAAAAUAAUGCUAGUCAUUCAAUGCAAAACUCUAUGAGGUGAUCAGUAAUUGCUACCGGUUUUUGCCUUAAACUAUACAAUUAAAUCCAAUGAUGAAGAGCAUGUUCUAAUUGAUAUAGUUCAAGAGUGUGAUUCUGUAAGCUUGAAAUCAAGUUAAGAUAUUCAUUGUUUUCUCUAAAAAUAUUUGGCAGAAAACAGUGCUGAUUGUUAUUUAUCGAAUUCUUGUAAUCAGUGAUCUAUUUUGAAAUAUAACCUUGCAGAAUUACAUCACUGGUUAAAAUACCUUUUUGAAAAUCAUUUUAUGAUUAAUAUUGAUUUCAAUAAUUAUUUGCUCAUGUGGGAUUUGAUUCAAUAGCUCUCAUAAUGAAAUUCUACUUUAUUCUAAAGGAAUUGGAAGUGAGACUGAGAAUAAAUGAUGAAGUAGUGUAUUGAUAGCACAAUUUGAUGAUUUUGAUUUUGCUGAGAUUUGAGAAGAGUAUAUUAUUAAAAUCAAAAUUCUUCAAAUCACAAUUAGUAUUAACAAAAACAAUUAAGAUUCAGUGAUUAUAUGUUUUGACUAUAAGUCAAACAAACAUGUGAAAUUGAUUUUUUUAUAUAGUCUUCAAAUCUCACUACAAAGAGUUUAUAGUCUACCAUCGAUUUCAUAGUAAUCCACUUUUUCUUUGUAGACAAAGAAUUAGAGUUGGAGAUUUUUAUGUUUUCUAGUCAUUGAUAUAAAUUUUAGUGUUCUAAAAUUCAUUUUGGAUAUAGGUAUUUGACUCUUUUUGUCAUGACUGUUUUUUAUUUAUUUUGAGUAUACUUCAAAAUAUGCAAUAAACAUAAGAACAUGAAAAAAAUUGUGUAUAUAAAAGUAUGAACAUACAAAAACUUUUUUUGUCAUAUCAGUUAAGUUUUUUAGAAAUAAUUAGUGUUUUUGCUGAUUAUAAUCAUAAUUACUUCUCAUGAAAGUCUUUUCUAAUUGUCAUAUAGUUCUUUGGACAUUAUUUUUUAAGACCAUUUGUUUUAAUUGAGGUAUUGAAUUUGGUUGAAAUCAUAUGAAUGUGAGUAACUGAUGUAGAUGUUCAAAUGCUCAAAAUCUCGUAAGAUAAAAAACACAUUGUAAAUAUCUAAUUAUCAGUGUAUGUUUUGUUUUCCACUAUUUGUAAAUUAAAUCUAAUGAUAUCCCUGUUUGUUGAAUCGUAAUGAAAUGAUGCCUCACUUUGCCAUGAUGAAGGAAGGAAGCUUAGUUCAUUUCACAAAAAUUUAGCUGUUCUUGAUACUGUGGACUGUUAGUAACUGAGUGCUUUGUGCCUUUCAAAAUUUUAUACAAGAUAAUUGAAUAAAUAUUAUUAUAUUUGU
This is a messenger RNA of Harmonia axyridis, 4044 nucleotides long. It is a transcript of the gene Lnpk, whose product is annotated as endoplasmic reticulum junction formation protein lunapark. The coding region runs from base 202 to 1365 and encodes 387 amino acids. The record is from RefSeq and is a predicted model, not a curated record. The transcript has 5 exons. Gene Ontology annotation, cellular component: endoplasmic reticulum tubular network. NCBI's taxonomy places the organism in Eukaryota, Metazoa, Arthropoda, Insecta, Coleoptera, Coccinellidae. Gene Ontology annotation, biological process: endoplasmic reticulum tubular network organization.